GUAAAUACAGAAUUGAGAGUAGAGUUGAGAACAAUCAAAGGUGGAUAAAGAGAGAGGGCUAGCUGUAUACGUCCAUCUCAACAAGCUAACUCCUCUUGCUUUACCCAAACUUCAUGGAGUUAUAUGGCUUCUCGUAGCUAUAAAUGCUUGGAAAUGAUGUGCAGAUUGGAGUAUCAUCUUCUAUAACCAAAGUAAACAAACACUUAAUUUUGAGUUUGCCAUCAUAACUUUGUAAUUGAUGGCUACGAGGAGGCAGUGCGUUUUGCUGGCCUUCCUCCUCCUAUUGGUCUCCAUGGAAGUCAGCACCAUUCUCGCCCAAAACAGUGGCAACGGAAAUGGGGGAAGCAAGAAUGGAAAUGCUAAUGGCAAUGCAAACGCUGGAGGCAGCAACGGCAAUGCAGAUGGCAACGGGAAUGGUGGAGGCAAGAAUGGAAAUGCUAAUGGCAAUGGGAAUGGUGGAGGUCGCAACGGAAAUGCAGACGGGAACGGGAAUGAUGGAGGCAAAAAUGGGAAUGCCAACGGGAACGGUAAUGGUGGAGGCAGCAACGGCAAUGCAGACGGCAACGGGAAUGGUGGAGGCAAAAAUGGAAAUGCUAAUGGCAAUGGAAACGGUGGUGGCAGCAAUGGUAAUGCAAACGGGAACAGUAAUAGCGGAGGCAAAAAUGGGAAUGCUAAUGGCAAUGGAAACGGUGCAGGAAGCAGCGGUAAUGCAAACGGGAACGGUAACGGUGGAGGAAAAAAUGGAAAUGCUAAUGGCAAUGGAAAUGGUGCAGGAAGCAACGGUAAUGCAAACGGGAACGGUAAUGGUGGAGGCAGCAACGGUAAUGCAAACGGGAACGGGAAUGGUGGAGGCAGCAACGGUAAUGCGAACGGUAACGGAAACGGUGGAGGCAGCAAUGGCAAUGGGAAUGGGAACGGAAACGGUGGAGGCAGCAAUGGCAAUGGGAAUGGGAACGGAAAUAGUGGAGGCAACAAUGGCAACGGCAACGGCAAUGGCAACGGAAAUGGCGAUAGCAGUGCAAGCAGCGGCGUAAAACGAAAAAGGCCUCCUUAUGACGCAGCGUCAACAAAUUAUGUGGUGGUAACCUCACUGCCAAAUACAGGGCAGGAAAGAGUUUUCUGCCAAGCCAGAGGGAAAUGCCUCUACAAGACCCUGACGUGCCCCGCCGAGUGCGCCCAGAGGAAGCCCAAGAAGAACAAGAAGCAAAAGGGAUGCUUCGUCGACUGCAGUAGCAAGUGUGAAGCCACUUGCAAAUGGAGAAGGCCUAAGUGCAACGGCUACGGUUCCCUAUGCUACGAUCCGCGUUUCGUGGGAGGCGACGGCGUGAUGUUCUACUUCCAUGGAUCCAAGGGCGGCGACUACGCCAUUGUCUCCGAUGACAACCUCCACAUCAACGCUCACCUCAUCGGGACGAGGCCGCAGGGGAGGACUCGUGACUUCACAUGGGUUCAAGCUCUGUCGGUCAUGUUUGAUUCCCACACACUGGUGGUAGCAGCCAAGAAGCUCUCACAGUGGAGUGACAACGUGGAUGCAGUUUUGGUGAAGUGGAACGGUGUCCACAUCAGCAUCCCGACAGACGGGGAGGCUGAGUGGAGGGCCGACACAGGGGAAAGAAUCGUAGUUGUGGAGAGGACGGAUGAUGUGAACACGGUGAGAGUGAGCGUAACAGGACUGGUGGAGCUGGACAUAAGGGUGACCCCGAUUGGAGAAGAGGAGAACCGGGUGCAUAAGUAUGAGUUGCCCCGUGAUGAUGCUUUCGCUCAUCUGGAGACGCAGUUCAAGUUCAUGAAUCUGUCGGAGGACGUCGAGGGAGUUCUCGGGAAGACCUACAGGCCGGGCUACGUCAGCCCGGCCAAGAGAGGGGUCCCCAUGCCAAUGCUGGGAGGAGAAGAUAAGUACUUCACGCCGUCCCUGUAUUCGCCUUCCUGCAAGGUUUGCAUAUUCCACAGGGCUUCAUCACAUGCAGAUGCAGAUGCAGUUGCUGCAGCCUGAUUUUUAAGUUAUACAUAUACUCAUCAUUCAUCAAAAAUGUACCACUAAUUUCUCAUACAUUUUGCUUACUUUUUAUGUACACAAGCUGUAAUUAGAUACAAUAACUGUUGCCUAAGGGUGAUUUCAUUUUUAUCUAUAUAUAUAUAUUCAUAAUUGAAGUUAUGAUUA
Salvia miltiorrhiza (redroot sage) is the source of this 2161-nucleotide messenger RNA. RefSeq lists its product as uncharacterized. The coding region runs from base 239 to 1993 and encodes 584 amino acids. NCBI's taxonomy places the organism in Eukaryota, Viridiplantae, Streptophyta, Magnoliopsida, Lamiales, Lamiaceae. The record is from RefSeq and is a predicted model, not a curated record. The transcript is spliced from 2 exons.